This is a messenger RNA of Cucurbita moschata (crookneck pumpkin), 623 nucleotides long. Its product is annotated as basic blue protein-like. Lineage: Eukaryota; Viridiplantae; Streptophyta; Magnoliopsida; Cucurbitales; Cucurbitaceae. Gene Ontology annotation, molecular function: electron transfer activity. Gene Ontology annotation, cellular component: plasma membrane. The transcript has 2 exons. The coding region runs from base 102 to 476 and encodes 124 amino acids. The record is from RefSeq and is a predicted model, not a curated record.
UAAAAAGGGUACCAUUAUCAUCCAUUUUCCCCACUACAAUUCAGCAACACUACGCUUUGAAGUCUUUGGCCCUUUGUUUUUGUUUGUUUUCUUGUUGAGCAAUGGGUCAGGGAAGGGGCAGUGCGGUGGUGGGUGCGGUGAUGGUUUGUAUGCUGCUGCUCCAAUAUUCUCAGGUGGCUCGUGCAGCAGUUUAUACUGUUGGAGGUGCUAAAGGCUGGACCUUUAAUGUUGCCUCCUGGCCUAAGGGAAAGCGCUUCCGAGCUGGCGAUACACUCGUAUUCAACUACAGCCCAGCGGCACACAACGUGGUGGGUGUCAACCGAGUGGGCUACAGCCGGUGCACAACUCCAAGGGGUUCCAAAGUUUUCAAAACAGGAAAGGACCAAAUCAAGCUGGUGAAGGGCCAAAACUUCUUCAUCUGCACACUCCCAGGCCACUGCCAGGCCGGAAUGAAGAUAGCCAUCACUGCCGCUUAAAAACACCGCCAUCUUGCUUGAGAGUCCACCAUUUGGAUCAAAUAUUAAUGGAUUAAGUUACUUAAUUUCAAAUGGGUUUUGGAGAUUAUGCCUUAAUCCUGUUGAAUUUGGUGUCUAAUUUAGACUCUCAUACAAUAAUCCUACUAA